UUCGGAAGAAGGCGGGGCCUACCUCGCAUCAGGACCAGUCUGGCUGCACCUGCAUCCUUCGCUCAGAGCAUCCCUGGAGCAUCUUAGGAGGCGCCCGCAGCUGGCAACCAGGGGCCCGGCCGUCGCAGGAGGCGUCCGCCAGAUACCUCCCCCCCUCCCCUGAGCUAGCGCUCUACCGCGGCGGCCUCGGUGCUGGCCGGGCGUCCCCAGACUUGGCCGACCACUGAAAAAGCAUUUACAGCAAUAGCCUCUGAUUACGACAUGGCUGAGAUCACCAAUAUCCGACCUAGCUUUGAUGUGUCGCCGGUGGUGGCCGGCCUCGUCGGGGCGUCCGUGCUUGUGGUGUGCGUCUCGGUGACCGUCUUCGUGUGGACGUGCUGCCACCAGCGGGCAGAGAAGAAGCACAAGACCCCCCCCUAUAAGUUUAUCCACAUGCUCAAAGGCAUCAGCAUAUACCCAGAGACCCUCAGCAACAAGAAGAAAAUCAUCAAAGUGCGGAGAGACAAAGACGGCCCCGGGAGGGAAGGGGGGCGGGGGAGCGUGCUGGUGGACGCGGCGGAGGCUGGCCUGCUGGGCGGAGACAAAGGCCCCGGGGGCCCCAGCUCUGGAUCUUGUAUGGACCAGCUACCUAUUAAAGUGGACUAUGGGGAAGAACUGAGGAGCCCCGUCGCGAGCCUGACCCCUGGGGAGAGCAAAACCACUUCUCCGUCGUCUCCAGAGGAGGACGUGAUGCUAGGAUCCCUCACCUUCUCAGUGGACUAUAACUUCCCGAAAAAAGCGCUGGUGGUGACAAUCCAGGAGGCUCACGGGCUGCCGGUGAUGGAUGAACAGACCCAGGGCUCCGACCCCUACAUCAAAAUGACCAUCCUUCCCGACAAGCGGCAUCGGGUGAAGACCAGAGUGCUGCGGAAGACCCUGGACCCCGUGUUUGACGAGACCUUCACCUUCUAUGGCAUCCCGUACAGCCAGCUGCAAGACCUGGUGCUCCACUUCCUCGUCCUCAGCUUUGACCGCUUCUCCCGGGACGACGUCAUCGGGGAGGUCAUGGUGCCGCUGGCCGGCGUGGACCCCAGCACGGGCAAGGCACAGCUGACCAGGGACAUCACCAAAAGGAACAUCCAGAAGUGCAUUAGCAGAGGGGAGCUCCAGGUGUCUCUGUCAUACCAGCCCGUGGCACAGAGAAUGACAGUGGUGGUCCUCAAAGCCCGACACCUGCCGAAAAUGGACAUCACCGGUCUCUCAGGUAAUCCUUACGUCAAGGUGAACGUCUACUACGGCAGAAAGCGCAUCGCCAAGAAGAAAACCCAUGUGAAAAAGUGCACUUUGAACCCAGUCUUCAACGAGUCUUUCGUCUACGACAUCCCCCCUGACCUGCUGCCUGACAUCAGCAUCGAGUUUCUGGUCAUCGACUUCGACCGCACCACCAAGAACGAGGCGGUGGGGAGGCUGAUCCUGGGGGCACACAGCAUCACCACCAGCGGGGCAGAGCACUGGAGGGAGGUGUGCGAGAGCCCCCGCAAGCCCGUGGCCAAGUGGCACAGUCUGAGCGAAUACUAAUCCUGUGCUCCUCGCCUGAGCCCGGGGCUGGGCAGGGCAGGCGGGGAGACGCCAGGGAGAAGCAGACUUAAAACCUCAUUUUAGUUGUAGAAGAAGAUUUCUUACAAAAUAAACCCCACGAAGAACGCCCCGUGACCACAGCUGCAGAUCAGUUCUUAGUGAUGAUGAUUUUUCUCCUUCGCAAGGCACUAGAAAUUCUUUUUUUUUUUUUUUUAUGGGGAAAAAGAGAGGGAAAGGCCUCACCAGUCUAUAUAUAACAAUGUAACCUUAUACUUGCAUGUCUAAUACAAACUGAAGAAAUUAGCCUAACUGCCAAUAUCAAGUUACAGAUUUUGAUCCAUGAAAAUUGUGUUUUGUGCCGAAUUGUAUUUGCUGAUUACCUGAAAUUGGCCUCUUUUUACCGGGCUUUGCUGGAGAGGCGCCGUCUCCCCCCCCCCACCUCUGCAGGUGAGACCUCACGGCUUCAUCUUCCCCGUGUUCUCUGACACCCCUGCUCUUUGGCUGAGCCCAAGGUCCAGAGGUCCAGAGUGAGCCAGGAAACAGGCCGGGUGGACGAGGCAGGGUUUGCAGGGGAGAGAGGAUCCGAGGCGUGGGGUCUCUGCACCAGCGUUCCCGCAGGGAGGGGGCAGGGGCAGUCUGUGAUUAAUUUGUGACAAAGCACACGAACACAGCAGACUCACUAGGUAGAAUUCGGGUUUACGGAACUAGAUGACUGCUCUGGAGGGAGCUUUGAAGACUUCAGAUCUGGCUCUCCGGUGGCACCAGUGGGCUCGUGCGGCCGGUCCCAGACGCUGUUUGUGAGCGUGGGCAGAACGGAGGUGCCCGUCACCACCUUGCAGCUACACCAGCAAGUGACAGCCAUUUGUUGGUUCGAAGGAUGAAACUGACCUUUUUUUUUUUUUUUCCAGAAAUGCUCACCAUGGAGAAGCUGCAGUCUUCUCAGGUAGCUUAGAGGAGGUUGGCUUUGCUUCAUAAGGAAAAGGGCCUGCAAAAACUAGUCUGUAUCCUUAACUUUUUCAAUCGCGGC
This is a messenger RNA of Acinonyx jubatus (cheetah), 2584 nucleotides long. It is a transcript of the gene SYT11, whose product is annotated as synaptotagmin 11. NCBI's taxonomy places the organism in Eukaryota, Metazoa, Chordata, Mammalia, Carnivora, Felidae. Bases 262 to 1557 code for a protein of 431 amino acids. The record is from RefSeq and is a predicted model, not a curated record. Gene Ontology annotation, biological process: calcium-ion regulated exocytosis; cellular response to calcium ion; regulation of dopamine secretion. Gene Ontology annotation, molecular function: calcium ion binding; clathrin binding; SNARE binding. Gene Ontology annotation, cellular component: membrane; axon; synapse. The transcript has 4 exons.